Molecule: messenger RNA, 1182 nt
Organism: Suhomyces tanzawaensis NRRL Y-17324
Lineage: Eukaryota; Fungi; Ascomycota; Pichiomycetes; Serinales; Debaryomycetaceae
Exons: 1
Coding region: 1-1182 (393 amino acids)
Molecular function (GO): oxidoreductase activity
Source: RefSeq, a predicted model, not a curated record
AUGCCUGCUGCCGAAACAUUGUCAGUGACGCCUUUGUCAGACACCCCAUUUGGGUGCACGGUGCAAUUGCCAUCCUACGCCAACAACGAUCCUGCCAACUUGAACGACUCCGAUUUCACCGCGUUGUACGAAUCAGUGCACAAGCACUUGGUGGUGGUGAUUCCUGGCCAGGCGGAAUUGAGCCCCAAAUCGCAGUACGAGUUGACCAAAAGGUUUGACCCCUCGAUCCCCCAGCCCAAGGAGAGCAGCGGGGCGGGUUAUGGCCACGGCAAGGAGUUCCGCCACGAACAGUCAGUGUUGCGCAAGGACGGUACUACUGUCAAGUCCCAGCCCCAGGUGCAGAUCUUGGGCCAGGGCACGUUCGAAGCCAACGAGCCAGGCAACGAAAAUGGCGAGUUCAUCUCGUUGACCCAUCCGUCACACACCUCGUUCCACCACACUCCCCUCACAGACGCCCAGAUCAAGCAUGACCACAGAACUCGUUUUUACCGCUGGCACAUCGACAGCGCGUUGUACGACUUGUCGCCACCAUUGGUCACCACGCUCUUGGGCAUCAAGGUGCCGCCAGCCACCCAGACCCAGAACAUCGUGUAUGAAGACUCGGACGAGAAGCUCGAGUUGACUCAGGGUGCCACCUGCUUCGUCAGUGGUGCUCAGGCGUUCCGCAACUUGAGCGAAGAAGAUAAGGCGUUCGCGCUCGCCACCACGGUGGAGUACGCACCCCACCCCUACAUUGUGAUUUCUCCCGCGGGAGCCACCUCCGACGGCCUCACCAUGGUGUCUGAGGGCAAGGAGAUCCCGUUCGACAAGCUCCCCGAGUGGGAAGCCUCCAAGGUCAAGAAGUUGCCCAUGGUGUGGACCAACCCCGUGACCCACGAGCACCACUUGCAAGUGCACGGGUGCUGCUUGCACAAGUUGCACACAACCAAGGACGGCCACACCACCACGUUGGAGUUGGAGGCUGCGCGUAAAAAGGCCCACCAGUUGAUGCGUCCCGCAAUCUCGCCCCAGAAUGUGUUGGCACAUGCCUGGAAGCAGGGCGACUUGGUGAUCUUCUACAACCGAGGCGUGUGGCACUCGGUGACUGGUGAAUUCAAGGGUGUCAACAACGGCAAGGACGAGCGCCGGUUGAUGCACCAGUGCAACAUUGCCAGUGGGUACGAUCCCAAGACUGAGGUAUAG